Messenger RNA from Arctia plantaginis, 570 nucleotides. The record is from the annotation of a GenBank genome assembly. Lineage: Eukaryota; Metazoa; Arthropoda; Insecta; Lepidoptera; Erebidae.
AUGUUGCGAAACGUAUUUACGUUAUUUAUUUUGUUUGUAAGUGUGCGUGGUGACUGCGGAGUAGUGACUAAAGACGAAUGGGAUGGUCUGACUCCAGUGCACGUGGACUAUUUACCGCGACCAGUAGAUUUGGUCAUCAUACAACAUACUGUUACCUCAACUUGUAAGACUGAUGAACGAUGCGCUGAGAUUGUUAGAAGCAUACAAAGUAACCACAUAGAGAAUUUGGGUUACUGGGAUAUUGCCUCUUCGUUCAUAGUCGGUGGAAAUGGAAAAGUGUAUGAAGGCACUGGUUGGUUGCACGUCGGGUCUCAUACUUAUGGCUAUAACAGCAGAUCUAUUGGAAUUACAUUUAUUGGCAAUUACAAUAAUGAUACUCCAGCCACAGAAUCUAUAGAAGCAGUUAAAGCUUUACUUCGAUGUGGCGUAGAGAAUGGUCAUCUGUCCCCGCAGUACCAUGUGGUGGCACACAGGCAGCUCAUGGCUACUGAGAGUCCUGGAAGAAAACUGUACAAUGCAAUCAGACGAUGGCCGCAUUGGUUAGAAAACGUCAGCUCCAUCAAGAAUUAA